AUGGCACCGUUUAUGGACGAAAAUAAUGUGAUGCGCAUGAGUAGUCGAAUUGGGGCGGCACCGAAAGCAGCAUACGAAACUAAAUAUCCGGUAUUUUUACCUAAGGAACAUCGUGUAACAUAUCUUCUUGUACAUUUUUACCAUCGUCGCUUCCUGCAUGGGAAUCAUGAAACGGUGGUUAACGAGUUGAGGCAGCGGUUCCAAAUCCCUCAUUUGCGAACGUUAGUGAAACGCGUUGGUAAAGAAUGCCAGAUGUGUAGAAUUAAAAAGGCUGUUCCCAAAACUCCAAUUAUGGCACCUCUACCGGCAGUUCGCCUAACUCCUUUCAUUAAACCCUUUACGCACACUGGUAUAGACUAUUUUGGCCCACAGAUGGUUAAACAAGGCCGCAGUUUGGUCAAGCGUUGGGUGGCACUUUUCACGUGCCUUACAAUAAGAGCAGUGCAUCUGGAAAUUGUGUCCGGCCUUUCCACUCAAUCAUGUGUAAUGGCAAUUCGCAGGUUCAUCGCACGAAGAGGGUCUCCAGCUACCAUCUACACAGAUAAUGGUACGAACUUCCUAGGAGCGAAUAAUCUUCUAAAAGACCAAAUAAAAAAUGCUCACGAAGGUUGUGCCAGCGUAUUCACUAAUGCCCAAACACGAUGGUACUUCAAUCCUCCUGCCACUCCUCACAUGGGGGGUCCAUGGGAACGCAUGGUUAGGUCAGUGAAGACAGCGAUGGAUGCUAUAGCGGAUCACCCACAACAUCCCAGCGACGAAGUGUUAGAAACAGUGGUACUAGAAGCAGAAUCAAUCGUUAAUUCCAGACCUCUCACCUAUGUGCCUCUAGAUGCCGCUGAAUCGGAAGCCCUGACUCCAAACCACUUUUUGCUGUAUGGUAUUAUCGGCAUCAAUCAACCUCAAAAGCCGUUAAUGGUUACAGAUAGGGUUUUACGAGACAGCUGGAACCUAACCCAAACGCUGGUGGACAAAUUUUGGGUAAGGUGGGUCAAGGAAUACUUGCCAAUGCUGACCAGGCGCACAAAGUGGUUUUCACCAACUAAACCUUUGAAAGCGGGUGAUUUAGUGAUAGUAGUCAAUGAACAGAAAAGAAACGGUUGGAUUCGAGCACGCGUGGUUAGUGUUAUCACCGCUCCAGAUGGUCAAGUACGUCGAGCUGUGGUGCGAACAGCUAACGGAGAGAGCAUCAAAUCAGUAGCUAAUUUGGCCCUACUAGACAUCGAAACACCACAGACUGGCAUGUCAACAUGUCCACAGGAGCUUCCGGAACUACACGGGCGGGAGAAUGUUAGAAAUACCCCUGGGUUCGACGACGUGAGUGGUGUGAGUCCCAGCAGCUCCCACAAGUGA
Messenger RNA from Uranotaenia lowii, 1350 nucleotides. RefSeq lists its product as uncharacterized. The record is from RefSeq and is a predicted model, not a curated record. Gene Ontology annotation, molecular function: nucleic acid binding. The transcript has a single exon. Bases 1 to 1350 code for a protein of 449 amino acids. Lineage: Eukaryota; Metazoa; Arthropoda; Insecta; Diptera; Culicidae. Gene Ontology annotation, biological process: DNA integration.